AUGACAGAAAAAGAAGAAUCAGCAGAACAAAGAGAAAAUCCAAAAGAUCCCCCAGAAAAUGGCAGUAAAGGAGAGUUGUUGGGGGCUGCCAAGAAGCUUCCCCCUGGCAAGAGACAGCUGAAGAAACAGGAGUCAACCCACACCCCACUAACGACCCCUUUCCUGACAGGUGUUAUUGUAGCCACCCCGACCGGCAGCACCGCGUACGCAGCAGCAACUGGAGCCAGCAUUGUGGCACCCUCUGUUCCUUGCUCUAUUAUUACCCCCAUCUGUCCUCACUCCCUCUCCUUUAGACCCAUCAUGGUACCUCUUAACUGCAUCUUGAAGUGCAAGCUCAACAAUGAUGCGAGAGGAGAUGCUCUUAUCUCUUUCGACGGCAGACACAGACAAGACUUCACCAAAAACCAUGUAGUUGAGAUGAGCGCCUCAGAGUACCCAUUACCAUGUAUAGACAAAGAGGGCUCAAUGCAGGACUGGUUUAACGGACUGCAAAACACAUUACAGUGGAACGGUCGGAGCGUAGCUCAGAAACCGCUGGAUAAGAAAUAAAGGACAGGGAAUUAUGGGUUUUGGAGGUUUUCGUACAACUUCCUUUGUCAGGAAAUAUUAAUUUAGAGCCCCCAGGGUUACUCUGCUGAUUAGCGAGACUCUUGCUGAGGUGUGUUAUCAUUUCAGUUUUGUAGGUGAAGUUAUCGCUUCCUGUUGAAGUAGAAUGUUGAUUUUAAAUUUAAAGUUUAUUUUGGACUAAUUAUAAAUCCUGUUUUUAACUUUGUGGGGUUAUCCUGACCAGUACACGUGCAUGUCAUUUGACGGGGCUACAUUGAAAUAGGCCCUUGCCAAUCAUUCUUUCCUUUCAACUUAUCACGAGAUAAAAUUACAAUAUCAUAAUUAAUCAGAUUAAAUGAUUCGUUUCAUAAUAUGUUUAUCUCUCUCAUAUUGUAAAACCUCAUAAAUAUUCAUAUUUCUAGGAAAGGAACUAUCGCGAUAUCAUUACCCGUAUUUUAUCACCCUUAUCAAAUUUAGAAUCGUCUAAUCUUUAAACAUUGUCUUAUCCUUAAAGAUAUUAGAAAAGAGAAAGCCUUUUGGAUAUAGUCCUACUUUUGAAUUUGAAUUCCAAAUUAGAAUAUUAUGCGGUGAUGAUACGCAAACCUCAGGUACCAAUUAAUAUUUAACAGUUUUAAAUUUGUAUAUUAAAGUAUGAGAAGUUUUAUUCAAUAUCUGUACGCAUUAUAGUAUCAAGUUAACCGUAUGAGACGAAGUUAUUAGACUAUGCGUAAUUUGUGGAUUGUCAAGUUAAAGAUUAACUAUUAAUCACUUUUCAAUAAUUUCAUGUCAGACAAACAUUUGGAGUUGUAAAGUGUUGUUUCGAACAAUUAUGUAUCUUUGACUGUUGAUAAUUUGAAUCAUACCUCAAAGAAUUCUAUACAA
Molecule: messenger RNA, 1428 nt
Organism: Bolinopsis microptera
Lineage: Eukaryota; Metazoa; Ctenophora; Tentaculata; Lobata; Bolinopsidae
Product: NAD kinase-like
Exons: 4
Coding region: 1-549 (182 amino acids)
Biological process (GO): NADP+ biosynthetic process; NAD+ metabolic process
Molecular function (GO): NAD+ kinase activity
Source: RefSeq, a predicted model, not a curated record